Messenger RNA from Triticum dicoccoides, 641 nucleotides. RefSeq names its product protein YABBY 7-like. NCBI's taxonomy places the organism in Eukaryota, Viridiplantae, Streptophyta, Magnoliopsida, Poales, Poaceae. The transcript is spliced from 6 exons. Gene Ontology annotation, biological process: multicellular organism development; cell fate commitment; plant ovule development. The record is from RefSeq and is a predicted model, not a curated record. Gene Ontology annotation, cellular component: nucleus. The coding region runs from base 1 to 507 and encodes 168 amino acids.
AUGUCGUCGUCGGCGUCUCGCCUAGCUCUCGGCGGCCUCCCGGAGCGGCUCGGCUACGUGCAGUGCAAGUUCUGCACCACCAUCUUGCUGGUGAGCGUGCCGUGCAGCGGCCUUCUCAAGAUGGUGGCCGUGCAGUGCGGCCGCUGCGCUGGCAUCCUCUCCGUCAGUGUGGCUUCUCCCCCUCCACCGCCGCCGCCGCCGUCCGUCGAGCUGCCUCUGCAGGAGCUGGGCGUUGAUCCGCCGCCGAGAGAAUGGUCGGACGACAGCAGCGCCGGCGACGACGAAGAUGACGGCGACUGGGAGGGAGAGGUCGCGGAGAAGAGUGCCACUGCCGUCAACAAACCGCCGGUGAGGAAGCAGCGGACGCCGUCGGCAUACAACUGUUUCAUCAAGGAAGAGAUAAAGAGGAUUAAAGCCAUGGAGCCUGACAUCACCCACAAAGAAGCAUUCAGCACGGCUGCUAAAAACUGGGCUCACUUACCCAGAAUUCAGCACAAGGGAGACUGAUGAAACAGCUGCCGGCUUCACAUGCAAACUGCAGGAGGGUGGAGCACAAUUAGUUUCCAUUCAAGUGAAGCAGAGUGGUUUGCCUCUGUUACCCAAGUAGCCAAGCCUGAUCUAUUCUGUGAGAACAUAACUAG